AACCUCAACAACCAACAAAACAUCAACAACUAUUUUUUUUUUUGAAAGGAAAACAUCAACAACUUGCAACCACUCCCAAAAGCUUUCAUAGUCUCUCUUUCAUUGCAAGUCAUUACUACUAGAAUCUAGAAUCCCAGUCUACUCCCUAUAAAAAUUCCAAGUCUUCAUUUUUAUUUUACAAAAUCCAAUUCUUCCUCAAAUUAAAUUUAGAAAGCAAUCUUCUUGCCUUCCAACUACCCCAUUUUCCCAAACAUCUAAAUCUCAAAAACCCACCUUUUAAUUCCUCAAAAUUCCAUUAUUAUUCUCAUAAAAUCCCACCCAAUCUUUAUAUUCCCCUGUUUUUUUUAAUAACAAUGGCAGUUGAUCUUUUAACAGAUAAUCCUUCAAGUAGAGGAAUAAGUCCAAGAAUUUCCUUCUCACAUGACCUAAAAAACUCUGACAUUAUCCCAAUUGAAUCUCAUAUCCCACUGAAGCCAUCAUCCCUUCUUGAUUAUGAUUUUGAUUUCUGUGUAUCUAAAACAAGUUAUGAUCAUGAUUCUUCAUCAGCUGAUGAAUUAUUCUCAAAUGGGGUUAUUCUACCAAUCCAAAUUAAGAAAGAAAAUAUACCUAUAAUCUCAAAAUCAAAAUCUUUUACUCAAUCUUCGCAACUACCAUCUUCUUCCUCUGUUCUAAACAAUGGUGAAAAAACAGAGGAAAAACAGGGGAAUAACAAUAAGUCAUUUUGGAUGUUUAAAAGGAGCAAAAGUUUGAAUUGUAGUAGUAUUUAUAGAAAGGGAUUAUGUUCUUUAUACAUUUUAUCAAGAAGUAAAUCAACAGGAUCAACAAUAAGUGGGAAAAGAUCAUUAAUUUCAAAUGAUGAAACUCAUCAUCAACAACAAAAUGGUAAUGGAAAACAGAGUUCUUUGAAGAAUUUAAGUUCAUCAUAUCAUCAAAAACCUCCAAUAAAGAAGAAUUAUGGUGGGUCUUCAUUUAAUUCUGGUUUGAUUCAAGUUAGUCCAGUUCUCAAUGUUCCAACAGGGAAGGUUUUUGGGUUUGGUUCACUCUUCUCUACAGCUACUACACUCUCAAAUACAUAGACGAUAUCUUACAAUCCGUGAAGGAGGUUGGAGUCAAAAACAUUGACGCAGUUUAAUACGACAUUCUAAGGGAAACACGCCCUUUGAGAGAUGGAGAAAUGCGCCAAUUGAAAGACAAGAUUGUCACAUAUCUUGCUAAUUUUUGUUCUUGGUAAAUAAUGUAAUUAGUUUAGAUUUAGGAUUUUAAUUUGUAUAUGUAAAUAUUAUUAUUCAUACGAUCGAGAGUUUACAAAGAGAUUAUUGGUGAUAAUUGGUGAUUA
Amaranthus tricolor (Joseph's coat) is the source of this 1336-nucleotide messenger RNA. RefSeq lists its product as uncharacterized. The coding region runs from base 354 to 1076 and encodes 240 amino acids. The record is from RefSeq and is a predicted model, not a curated record. NCBI's taxonomy places the organism in Eukaryota, Viridiplantae, Streptophyta, Magnoliopsida, Caryophyllales, Amaranthaceae. The transcript has 3 exons.